Molecule: messenger RNA, 309 nt
Organism: Paramecium pentaurelia
Lineage: Eukaryota; Ciliophora; Oligohymenophorea; Peniculida; Parameciidae
Source: the annotation of a GenBank genome assembly
AUGGGCUGUGCUGGUUAAAAACAGAAUCAAAAACAAUCAUAAAAUAUGCUUCAUUUACAAAGUCAGUCAAUCUCAAUUUAUCAUUCAAAAAGAAAAAUGUGUAUAGAAUCUUUACCAAUGAAUGAUCCUAAACAAUAAAUUUAAUUAUAUAGAUCAAUCGAUAUAUCAAAAGAUUAAGAAUUUGUUUUAAAGAGUGUUAAAAAGUUCAUUCCUAAAAAUUCAGAAUCUCCAAACUCAACUCCAAAAUUUAAUUAAAGUCUUUAGUUCGGUAUAGGAAUUGGAAAUCAUAGAAAUAAAGUUAUUUUAUGA